AUGUGUCACAUUGAAAUAAUCUCAUCAACAGAUAAUUCUCGUUUAUUAAUUAUUUCACUUGAUGGAUUUCGUCAUGAUUAUUUAAAAAAACAUGUACUUCGAACAUUGAAUCAAAUACAAAAUGAAGGUAUUAAAACAAAACACGGAAUGGAACCAACAUUUGUUACAAUGACAAUGCCAAAUCAUGUAUCAAUUGCAACAGGGAUGUAUCAAGAAGAUCAUGGUAUUAUUCAUAAUCGAUUUAAUGAUACAAAACUUAAAAAAUUUAUAACAUUUAAUACAAAAGAUAUAGGACAAUGGCCUGAUCAUAAGGUAGAACCUUUAUGGAUUACAGCUGCAAAACAAUAUAAAAAAUCUGCUGUACUUUAUUGGCCAACAUCUCAUAAUGAAUUCAAUGGUAUUCGUCCAUCAUAUUAUACUUCGAAAUAUUCAGAUUCUGUUCCAUUACGUGAAAAGAUUGAUGAUGCUAUUACAUUUUUUAGUGAAUUUUCUUUUCAACUUGUUAUGCUUUAUCAUUUUGAACCUGAUAAACAAGGUCACGAAUAUGGACCUAAUUCAAAUGAAAUUCGUGAAAUACUUUUACGUCUUGAUAAUGAACUUGCUCAUUUGUUGAAGAGAGUUAAAAAAGAACUUAAUGAUGAUUUAAAUAUUAUUAUUCUAUCAGAUCAUGGAAUGGAGGAAACGAAACAAUUAAUUCAACCAUUUCUCGAUGGUUAUAUCGAUAAAUCUGCCGUUGAAGAUAAUAUACUUGAUGGUGCAUUAUUUAGUGUCACUCCUCGUUUAGGAUAUUUUAAACAAGUAUUCGAUAAUUUAACUCGUAUUCCUAAUGUUACUGUUUACAAACGCGAUGAAUUUCCAGAAAGAUAUCAUUAUGCAAAAGCAAUUCAUCGAAUUGGUGAAAUAAUCGUUAUGCCUAAUAAUGUAAACACUUUUUUUUCUCAAAAAACAGUGUUUACAAAUGUCUCAAAAGGUAAUCAUGGAUAUGAUAAUAAACUUCCAUCAAUGCAAGCAAUAUUUAUGGCACGCGGCCCAGAUUUUCAGCAACAUAUUGAAAUAGAUUCAUUAAAAAAUGUCGAUGUUUACCAUAUAGGUUGUAAAAUUUUGAAUCUAAAACCAAAUCCUUAUGCUACAGCUGGAUCGAUUAAUAAUUUAACUCAUAUUUUUCGUAAAAGAACAAAUAAAUGUUCGCAAUUGUUUAUCGACAUGUCCGUAGUAUUAUUUGUACUAUUUUUAGAUUUUGCUUUUUAG
Messenger RNA from Adineta steineri, 1248 nucleotides. NCBI's taxonomy places the organism in Eukaryota, Metazoa, Rotifera, Eurotatoria, Adinetida, Adinetidae. The record is from the annotation of a GenBank genome assembly.